CUUCUGGAAAUGCUGGAAUCCUAUGCUCAGUUUGAAAUUGAUGAAAUCACAGGAGAGGCACUCACAAUGCAUGACCGCAUAGACUUACAUUACAACAGGAUCAAUGAUUUACAGAUGGUUGUCUUCAAACAUUUCCCAGAUUUAAAGGAUUUUGCCAUACAGAAUGUGGCAUCUGUAGAUACCAAAGCAGCGCUCAUCAAGUAUUUUGAACCACUGAGCCCAGAAGAUCUACAUACGCUUCUGGCUCACCUCAACUACUUGCCUGCUCUAGAAGGAGAGAUCUCUCCGUAUUCUAAAAGUUUUUUAAUGGAACUGCUGAUUUGGAAGCAUGAACGCAAGCAGUCCCAGCUGGAAACCAUUAAUGAGAUGCCACUGUAUCCAACAGAGACAAUUAUUUGGGACGAGAACAUUGUACCAUCAGAGUUUUUCUCUGGCGAAGGCUGCCUAGCUCUUCCAAAACUGAACUUGCAGUUUUUGACUCUACACGAUUACCUGCUGAGAAACUUCAAUCUUUUCCGACUGGAAUCUACAUAUGAAAUACGUCAGGACAUUGAAGAUGCUGUGACUCAUUUGAAGCCAUGGAAAGCUGAAGAUGGUCACUGCUUGUUUGGAGGAUGGGCUCGCAUGGCACAGCCAAUUCACUCCUUCAAUGUUGUUGAGGUUGCAAAACCACAGCUGGGUGAGAAUCAUCCGGCCCAAGUACGAGCAGAUGUCACCUUGAACCUUAGUGUUCGACCAGAGGUCAAAUUUGAAUGGGGAAGUUUGAGGAAGCACGAUGUUGCCUUUUUGAUAACCCUGAGGCCUGAAGUUCCCAUCGGAUAUAAGUAUAAUAAUACUAAGCCCUUCAUCCCACAGGUUGGUCUUGUGUAUGUGAGAGGCUGUGAAAUAGAAGGUCUACUUGAUGAAAAUGGAAAACUGAUUGAAGAAGGUCCUGAACCCAAGCCAGAAUUCCACAGUGACAACCGCACCUACAGGGUUUGGUUGGAUCCUAAUCAGUACCAGCUGGAUAUGACAAGAACAGUCAACGGAGAAGAGGAUGUGUAUGAAACAUUCAAUGUCAUGAUGAGAAGAAAGCCGAAAGAAAAUAACUUCAAAGCUGUGUUGGAGACCAUCAGGGACCUCAUGAAUACUCAGUGCGUUGUGCCAGAUUGGCUGCAUGAUCUUAUUCUAGGCUAUGGUGAUCCAGAUUCAGCACACUAUUCUAAGAUGCCAAACAGGAAAGCUACCUUAGACUGGAAUGACACAUUUCUCAGUAUUGAACAUUUGCAAGCCAGUUUUCCUGGAUCUAAUGUCAUUGCAUCUGAGGAUAAAGAGAAGCAAGUGCCUCCAUUCAGGUUGACAUUUGAAGAAGAAAUAUCUGAAGGGAAGAGGGAAUUGUCAGCCGAAGAGGCAAAGACUGCCAGUAGAAUUGUGAAAGCAGUGUCACACACUAUUCCAAACAGAGGACCUUAUCCUUAUAAUCAACCCAAAAAAAAUGCGAUUCAGUUCACGCCAACUCAGGUUGAGGCCAUCAGAGCAGGCAUGCAGCCAGGCUUGACCAUGGUGGUGGGGCCUCCAGGUACAGGCAAAACUGAUGUUGCUGUGCAGAUCAUCUCCAACAUCUACCACAACUUCCCCAACCAAAGGAUACUGGUUGUUACCCAUUCUAAUCAGGCCUUGAAUCAGCUGUUUGAGAAAAUCAUGGCCCUGGAUGUGGAUGAGAGACAUCUGCUGCGUCUGGGUCACGGUGAGGAAGCUCUGGAGACGGAGAAAGAUUUCAGCAGAUAUGGUCGAGUGAACUACGUCCUUGCCCAGAGACUGGAGCUCCUGCAGGAGGUCAACAGGUUACAGAUUAGCCUCGGAGAGACCGGGGAUAUGUCAUACACAUGUGAGACUGCUGGCUACUUCUACAUCUAUCAGGUUCUGUCAAGAUGGGAGGAGUUUCAGAGUAAGAUAAAGCCUUACAUUGGUCAGGAUGAGCAUGUGAAGCAGAUUGAGGCUUUGUUUCCCUUCAACAAAUUCUUUGCAAAUGCUCCACAACCUUUGUUUAAAAGAAAAACAUUUGCCGAAGACAUGGACAUUGCUGAGGGUUGCUUCUCUCAUAUUAAGAAGAUCUUUACUCAGUUGGAGGAGUUUCGGGCCUUUGAACUGCUUCGCAGCGGGUCUGACAGGGCCAACUACCUGCUGAUCAAAGAGGCCAAGAUUAUUGCUAUGACCUGUACACAUGCUGCCUUGAAGAGAAGAGAUUUAGUUACCGUUGGCUUCCAGUUUGACAACAUUUUGAUGGAGGAGUCUGCCCAGAUUCUAGAAAUCGAAACUUUCAUCCCCUUGUUAUUGCAGAAUCCGAAGGACGGCAACAACCGAUUGAAGAGGUGGAUCAUGAUCGGUGAUCAUCACCAGCUGCCUCCUGUCAUCAAGAACAUGGCCUUCCAGAAGUUCUCCAACAUGGAGCAGUCCCUGUUCACACGUCUGGUGAGACUGGGUGUUCCGACGGUGGACUUGGAUGCACAGGGACGAGCACGGGCUAGUUUGGCCAACUUGUACAACUGGAGGUACAAAAAACUUGGCUCACUGCCACAUGUGCUGGUGAGGCCAGAGUUCCAAUUGGCGAAUGCAGGGUUCAUGUUCGAGUAUCAGCUCAUUGACGUUGGUGACUUUAAUGGCAUAGGAGAGUCUGAACCUAACCCUUACUUUUAUCAGAAUCUGGCAGAGGCUGAAUAUGUUGUGGCGGUGUUCAUGUACAUGCGAAUGCUGGGAUACCCUGGAGAGCAGAUCUCUAUUCUGACCACUUACAAUGGACAGAAGCAUCUGAUCAGAGAUGUCAUUCAGCAGAGGUGUGGUAACAACCCCCUCAUUGGUCGGCCUCAUAAGGUGACCACUGUGGACAGGUAUCAGGGCCAGCAGAAUAAUUUUAUUCUCCUGUCUCUUGUCAGGACUCGAACUGUAGGUCAUAUCAGGGAUGUAAGGCGAUUGAUUGUUGCGAUGUCCAGGGCCAGACUUGGUCUGUACGUGUUUGCUCGAGCUUCCCUGUUCAGCAACUGUUUUGAGCUGACUCCAACAUUCAACACCUUGCUGUCUAGACCACUGACCCUGCAUCUGCUGCCAAAUGAAACUUACCCGUGUCGGAGAAAGCUACAGGAGUUGCCAAGUGAAUCUCCUAUAAUCAUAUCUGACAUGCCGCAGAUGGCUCAGUUUGUCUAUGACUUUUAUAAUGCCAAGGUGGACGAUCUGAUGAGAAAAAGAGGCUUUGUCAAGGCUAAUCGGCUGCAAGCUCCACCGAAGAAAGAGAAGAAAUUGUGA
Molecule: messenger RNA, 3279 nt
Organism: Candidula unifasciata
Lineage: Eukaryota; Metazoa; Mollusca; Gastropoda; Stylommatophora; Geomitridae
Source: the annotation of a GenBank genome assembly